AUGUCCAAGUCCCUCAGCAACGGUGUCGACCACACCGACCAAUAUGGCGCCUCAGGAGCAGAGCGGGAGGCCCUCCUUCCUCCCACCUACGACGACGCGCAUGGAGAGCCGUCGCUCAAGGGGCUCGGUCCCCAAGGCGUCCGCAAGGCCAGCCCCGUCAAACUAACCUACAUUCUCGCUGCCUUCGUCUCCGGAGCCCUCGUCUGCAUCGUCAUGCAGCUUGCCCUAUGUGGACCUUCGUGUUUCCAGAAGAAACACGGCAUCGAAUCAUCGGCACCGUUGUAUAUGCCUCCAGUCGACGAGGCGAACUUUGCACCCCCGUACGUUGGCUCCACCCAAGUCGACCACUUCCCUCCCACCAAACCCACCAACGCCUUCCCCUCAAUGUUCCCUUCGGACGUUGGUUACCCAGGUGGAACCCCCACUGGUGCAGAACCAGCAGCCAUCGCCACCGCUCCAGUCUACCCUUACCAAUCCGGCCAAUGUUCCAACCAGCUCAUCGCACCCGAAGGCUUCUCGAACAAACUACAGUCGCACGCGAAAGACCAGAAAUCAAAGGACUUCAAGUUGUUCCAAAACUGGGGUAACCUCUCCCCGUGGUUCAGCGUCGAGAAGGGAAGAUUUGGCCUUGAUUCGACUCCGGAGCCGCCUGAGACGUGCAGAAUCACUGGCUUGCACUUCUUGCACCGACAUGGUGCCAGAUACCCAACCCGGUGGUCCGAGUAUGGUGGUCCCGCCAAAUUCGCGAACAAGAUCCACAAGAACCCCCAGUCUUGGGAUGCUACUGGAGAAUUGUCUUUCCUUAAUGACUGGACCUUUAAACUUGGUGAAGAAGUUUUGACUCCUUUCGGAAGGAAGCAACUUUAUGACUUGGGUUACUCCCUCCGCAUGAAAUAUGGUUUCCUCCUUAACAACUUCACCGCUACCAAUACCCUUCCCGUAUUCCGCACCGAGUCGCAGGACCGCAUGCUUAAGUCCGCUCUCAACUUUGCCAUCGGUUUCUUCGGAUAUCCACUCGAUGGACAAUACCAGCAAAGUAUUAUGAUUGAAGAGAUUGGCUUCAACAACACCCUCGCACCAUAUGAUACCUGCCCCAACGCGCACGUCCCAUCCAAAGCUUCCAGGGGCGUCUGGUAUAUGAAACGCUGGGCUGAGAUUUACUUGAAGGAUGCGAAAGAGAGACUCUCUGCACAGAUCAAGGGCUUUGACCUUACCACUGAAGAUGUAUACAUCAUGCAGCAGACUUGUGCUUAUGAGACUGUUGCCCUGGGCUACUCCAAGUUCUGCGAGUUGUUUACUGAAGAGGAGUGGGAAGGCUUUGAUUAUGGCCUUGACCUCCUGUUCUGGUACGGCUCUGCCUUUGGUUCGCCUGUCGCUCGCGUCCAGAGCAUUGGCUGGAUUCAAGAACUCGUCGCCCGCCUCACCAAGACUCCCAUCACCGAGCACAACUCGUGCACCAACUCGACGCUCCACAACGAUAUCACCUUCCCCCUCGGACACGCGUUGUAUGUUGACGCCACGCACGAAGUCGUCGUCCUCAACGUUAUCACCGGCUUGAACUUGACUACGUUCGCGGAGGAUGGACCUCUGCCUUACACCCAUAUCCCGAAGAACAGGAAGUUCCGCGUUGCCGAGUUGGCGCCUUUCGCCACCAACGUGCAGUUCCAACUCCUCUCCUGCACCUCCACUCCCGGUGAGCAAAUCCGUGUCAUCAUCAACGAUGGUGUGGCUCCUCUGCACGGUAUCCGCGGUUGCCCUGAGCAAAAGGACGGAAUGUGCCCUGUUGAAGCCUUUGUUGAGGCUCAGAAGGAAAUCAUCAAGGAUACUGAUUGGCAAUGGGGAUGCCAUGGGGAUUGGGAAGUCCCAGAGGGGACGGAGUGGGAGACCGUUACCGGACAGCCUCCUAGACCCUGA
This is a messenger RNA of Coprinopsis cinerea okayama7#130, 1914 nucleotides long. RefSeq lists its product as hypothetical. The record is from RefSeq and is a predicted model, not a curated record. Gene Ontology annotation, molecular function: acid phosphatase activity. The transcript has 13 exons. Lineage: Eukaryota; Fungi; Basidiomycota; Agaricomycetes; Agaricales; Psathyrellaceae. Bases 1 to 1914 code for a protein of 637 amino acids.